AUGUACAAAAAAUCAAUACUUUUACUCUUGAAAAUGUUUGAGAAGUUUUCGGGAACAGAAAACACGAUUUCGAGUGCGGUUGAGAGGUACGACUUGUUCUCUGGGAAAGUGCUUGACGAGGCGAAACGCGUCAUUGACCAAUUUGAGAAAAAAGGAAUGAGUCAAGACCAAUUGGUACAGUUUGUCACGAUUGUCGACUUGUUGAACGAGAAGCAUAUAUCGGAACUGAUGGGAUAUGAGGAGAUGUACGGAAAGAUAUUUCCGAAACGGUGGAGAGUCGGCGAAGAGCUUGUGUUGGAGUUUGUAAGCUCCACGAAAGUUGCGUUUGAAAAAUUGCUUGAGCGACUGAUUGUCGAGUCGAAAAAGGCCGGUGGGGACUCGACGAAUUUCACAACGAAAAUUGUGAAAGCGCUUCACGUCACAAUCAUAUUUGAACAACAAUUGUAUAAGAGAGUUUACCACAAGGAAUACAGAAGGAAAAUCGACUUGUUCCAACCUGAAAAGAAGAACAUUCAAGUCAACAAUAAUGCUGGCGAUGGCAAAGGUCUUCCACAACAAAAGUUGCCUGUCAAAAAGAGGACGAGUUAA
Entamoeba invadens IP1 is the source of this 588-nucleotide messenger RNA. RefSeq lists its product as hypothetical. NCBI's taxonomy places the organism in Eukaryota, Evosea, Mastigamoebida, Endamoebidae. The transcript has 2 exons. Gene Ontology annotation, cellular component: GARP complex. The record is from RefSeq and is a predicted model, not a curated record. Gene Ontology annotation, biological process: retrograde transport, endosome to Golgi. The coding region runs from base 1 to 588 and encodes 195 amino acids.